Paramecium octaurelia is the source of this 707-nucleotide messenger RNA. Lineage: Eukaryota; Ciliophora; Oligohymenophorea; Peniculida; Parameciidae. The record is from the annotation of a GenBank genome assembly.
AUGAACUAAGAAAAUGCUAAAUUAAAAAAAACCAAAGACUCCAUUUUAAUCAAAAAAAAUGGGAAAUAUUCAGAAGAAGUAAGGGAAUUGGCUAGAAAAAGGUAAUUAACAAAAAUAAACAAAAAAGAGCUAUAUAUAUAUUAGUAAUUGAAUGUGGAAUAUUAAUUACUUAUUUGAUUUUUCUUAUUGCUUACUCAAUUUAGGAUAAAUUUAAGCUGCUAUUUUUAAUCAUAUAGAUAGGACUUGUAUUGAUCCUUUAUUUUAAUUAAGGUUUUCUUCUAAAUUCUUUCAAUUUAUUUCUCCGUUCACUCAUUAAUUUUUUUCAAAGAAUACAUAAUAUCCAAAAGUUCUAAUAUGUAAAAAGUAUACUUAUUAUUUAUAGGAUUGUUCUUUUAUAUUGUUUGAUGAUUGCUCCAUUGGUUUUGAUGUAUUUAGAAGUUGAGUAGUUUAUCCUUCCAAUAAUUUUAUAAAUAAUCUUUUUGUUGGUUAAUAUAAUACUUUGCAUUCUGGAUUAGUAUUUGAUAAGAAAAUUUGUAAUUGAUUUUUUGAAAUCUAAAUAAAGAUAUAAUUUAUAAGCUGGUAACAAUUUUAAUCCUUAUAAGAAGCCCUACAUAACCAAAAAAGUUUUGAUGAUUAUUUAAUAAAAAGUAUCAUGAGCAAGUCAGAAGAAAAUCCAUGAGGAAUUUAUUCAAUAGCAGAAUGAUUUU